CUCGGCACUGAGGCUGAGGCUAUUUGUUGCUGCGCCGCCACCGCCCGAACCAUGGUCCGCGCUCCACUCGGGCUCUCUUAGCAGCAGCCGCCGCCGCCGCCCUGUGAUCGCUGGCUUCACUUCCUCCUUCUCUUCUUGCUGAGCCACUUUCCUCCUAGAGCUAUGACCGUCGUCUCCGUCCCACAGCGGGAGCCACUUGUCCUGGGUGGCCGUCUUGCGCCCCUGGGCUUUUCCGCCCGCGGUUACUUCGGGGCCCUGCCGAUGGUGACCACGGCCCCGCCGCCUUUACCCCGGAUCCCGGACCCCCGGGCACUUCCUCCCACCCUUUUCCUCCCUCACUUCUUAGGGGGAGACGGUCCCUGUCUGACCCCGCAGCCUCGCGCCCCAGCACCUCUGUCCAACUGUAGUCUAGCUACGGCGGGAGGCACCCCUCGGGCAGCACCAAAGAAGCGGCGAAAGAAGAGGGUGCGGGCCAGCCCGGCGGGACAGCUGCCCAGCCGCUUCCAUCAGUACCAGCAGCACCGGCCGAGUCUCGAAGGCGGUCGGAGCCCCGCGACGGGCCCGAGCGGAGCGCAGGAAGUCCCGGACCAGGCCGCCAAUUUGGCCCCGGGUCCUGCGGCCGCAACCCAAACUGAGGAAGCGAGCCUUUUCCCUGGCCCGGUGCCGCCCGCGGUGCCCGGCCAACCCUCAUUCAGAAGAGAGGUUUUAAAAUCAAAGAUGGGAAAAUCGGAGAAAAUUGCCAUUCCCCACGGCCAGCUUGUUCAUGGUAUACACUUGUGUGAACAACCAAAGAUAAACAGACAGAAAAGCAAAUAUAACUUACCACUAACCAAGAUCACCUCUGCAAAAAGAAAUGAAAAUAACUUUUGGCAGGAUUCUGUUUCAUCUGAUAUAAUUCAGAAGCAGGAAAAAAAGCCUUUUAAAAAUACUGAGAACAUUAAAAAUAUGCAUUUGAAGAAAUCCGCAUUUCUAACUGAAGUGAACCAAAAGGAAAAUUAUGCUGGGGCAAAGUUUAGUGAUCCACCUUCUCCUAGUGUUCUUCCAAAGCCUCCUAGUCACUGGAUGGGAAGCACUAUUGAAAGUUCCAACCAAAAUAGGGAGUUGAUGGCAGUACACUUAAAAACUCUCCUAAAAGUUCAAACUUAGAUCUCAGAUUGCAGUAUGUCUGUAAAACAUUUUUUUUCCAAAAUCCCUGGACUCUUGAAAAGAAAAUUGGUACAGAAAUGGAAAUUUGCCUUGUAACAUACAAGUGCAAAGGAGUUUCAAAAAUUACAAACAACUUGUAUUAUAUUUUAUAUUUUGUAAAUACUGUAUACCAUGUAUUAUGUGUAUAUUGUUCAUACUUGAGAGGUACAUUAUAGUUUUGUUAUGAAAGUAUGUAUUUUGCCCUACCAAAUGGUAGGUGUUUUGUAUAUAUACAGUGGAGAAAUUUUAAGUGUGCUAAGGCACAUGGAAGACCGAUUUAUUUGCACAAGGUACUGAGAUUUUUUUUUAAAGAAACAGCUGUCUAAUCUCAAGGUGAAGAUCUAAAUGUGAACAGUUUACUAAUGCACUACUGAAGUUUAAAUCUGUGGCACAAUCAUUGUAAACAUGGGGUUUGUUUGUUUCUCUAAAUUGAUUUUUGCCUUCUAAUCUGUAAUUACUGGAAAACUCCUAUUCCCAUUUUUACCAAACUUAAUUUCUGGGUUUUGGUUUAUCCAUUCAAAUUUAAAAUACCUCUAAUUUUAAUGCCAACAAAAUUGGUUGUAAUCAAAUUUUUAAAUAAUAAUAUAAUUUGGCCCCCCCUUUUAUACUAGUCUUGAUUCUUUGUGUGUGACUUUCAUGUUUGAAUGUGUGACUAGGAGAUGGAUUUUUAACUUUCCAUUUUACUGGCUAAAUGUCUUAGUAUUACUAAUUGUCCUUCCUCCUUCUGAUAUUUAGAGGGUCCAAUAAUUUCACCGUACUACCUCUAAGGGGAGGAAUUCCCCAUUUUGCAAUGGAAACUUGUCGAAAGUAAAGCUGGUUAGUUUAUAACUUAGAAUAUAUUUUUAUAUAUGAACUGUUUCAUAAAGUACCAUUUGACUUACCAUAUAAUUUCAAUGAAAGAAGAUGACACUUGGUUUGGUUUAUGAUAUUGAAUGGUGGUACUUAAACCAAAGGAAGUGUAAUUGAUGUUAAAGUAGGUGGAGAUUUGGAUUCUAGAGUUUGCUGAAAGAAAUAUAGUAGCUUAUGUAGUUUUACUUUAAAAUUCAAACUUUGUUUUCUAAAGUUCUAAAGGACGAAUUUUCCCUGUGUGAUUUUUAGUUCUACAGAGCUAAAAUUUAUCUUGAAUAACAAAAAAGGUUGUGGGGUUUUUGGUUGUUGUUGUUGGUUUUUUUUUUUUUUUGAGUUUUAGGCAAUACUUAGACGGGAAAAGAGUGUUAAGAGGGUAUAUAUGGUGGAAUAGAUAAGGUGCUACUAUCUUUUCAAGAAAAGUCUAAGGUCUUGCACAUUUGGUUCAUGCAGGAGGGGAGACUUUCUGGCUAUACAAAAGUGGGUGGUGUGGACACAACCUGAGAAUGAAUCACUGUUACUGAUGAGCUGUGCCAGGAGGGUAUGGUAACUUGUUACAUAGCCACCACAAAACCUGAGAACUAGUUAACAGAAGUGCCUGCAGUCUUGUUUACACAGUUCGUACAUAAUCCAGCCAACCAUUCUUUGGCCCUGGCUAUAAAAUGCUUCAUUCUUGCAUGUAUGUAGAGAAAGCUAUACUUUGUUAUUAUAUAUGUUAUACAUAGCUAGCAUUAAAUGCAUUAGAAAAACUAACAACAGUAAGAUUUCAAUCUUGUAAAAGUUUUUUUAAGAUUUUUUCAAGAAGUGUUAACACUGGUAAAAGAAAUAGUAAUUAUAAAGUAAUGGGUUUUGUAAUUUGAAGAGUGAAUAAAGUUGGCUGAAUUACACUACAGCUGACCUUGUGAAAAAGUAUUAGCAAACUUAAAAAGUUAAUUUUGACGUUAUAGUAAAAUGGUAUUCCGCAGCCUUAGUCUCUUCGGACUGCUGUGACAGUAGAAGGUGUGGGUAGCUUAUAUAAAGUUAUUUCUCAAUCCAGUUAGCCGGAAAGUCUGAGAUUAAGGCACCAGCAGAUAACGUCUAAGAGCCCACUUCAUGGUCCAUAGAUGGGAGUCUAGGGGCUUGGGUGCUUUCUUGGGCUCCUUUUGUAGAGCUAUUAAGCCCAUUCAUGAGGGUUCUCAUUUCCUCCAAUGUUACUGUCACUGUUUGGUUUUGUGGGUAUAUAAAGCAAACACUUAAGAGUCACCAGCUUCGGGCCUAAGUUUUUACCUAGUAGCCUGGUAAAGGGGCUCAUCAUUGUAAAGGGCUGAAAGGUUUAUAUGUGAGUGGAAAUUGUUCUAUGCAGUGGCACUUCACUAUAGAACAUACCUGGAUGUGAGGUACUAUGCUGAAGUUGCUUUUAGAUAAGAAUACAAUUUGAUACUACUCAACUCCUACUACUGAUAAAGUGGCACAUACUGCUGAUACAGUAACACCAUAGGACUUUCGUUUGCAUUAAUCUUGGUGCUAAGUAUUUUAGUGUCCUUGUAGGCAGAUAAAGGAAAAAGAAGGUAAAAGACCAAAUCGCACUAUUAGAAGGUUGACAGGAAUCAUUGUUUUCAAACUUAAAGGUGGUUUGUAAGUUAAAAUACAGAUUUUAAGGUGGUUUAUGUGGUUUGUGAGUUAAAAGACUAGAAUGUAUCAGGCAAAUAAUGGACAUUUUAUUAGGACCAGAAUUCAGGUUUUUAGGCAUCCAGUUGACCUUUGAAUAACAUGGGUUUAAACUGUGCUAGUCUACUUACCCAUGAGUUUUUAUGAAUACAUAUGUAAAUAUAGUAUAGUACUGUACAUGUUUUUUUGUUUUUGUUUUUUUUCCUGGAGCUCACUUUAUUGUAAGAAUACAGUAUGUAAUACAUAGAAAAUAUGUGUUAACUGACUCUUACCAAGCUUCUGGUCAGUAGGCUAUUAAUGGUUAAGUCUUAGGGGAGCCAAGUUAGGUGCAUUUUUGACUGCAUGGGAGUUGGCACCCCUAGCCCCCAUGUUGUUCAGGGAUCAACUGUACUAUGUAAUCACCCCUUUCCUUCGCAUUAUUUUAGUAUAAAGCUUGUGUGUCAUACAAAUGUGGAAGUGAAAUGGGGUCAGGUCAUACCACACUUGGGGAAAACCACUUGUAUUUCUUUUCCCUGGAACAUGAUCAGGCUAGCUAAAACCCACAUUACUUGCUUUUGUCUUUACUUGCCCUCUUUUCAAAGCCUUAACUCAACUUUUGGUGAUGAGAAGGAACAAAACCUAGGCCCUAUCCCUGUGCCGUGCCCCUCAGCAUCAGGCUCCAGAAUGGAUCUGGGAGAGGGCAACUGGCAGCCCACCCAAGUCAGGGUGAAAUUGUGAGGAGCUGUUGCUGCGGUAGAUAGGCUAGACUCUUGGAUGCCUUGUCGUCCCUCAACCCCCACCAUCUUCUCAAAAGCAAAGCAUUUAGAUGUCUGAGGGAGGGUUUGGGUUGUCCUGACUCAAAGCCAUCCACCUCUGCCCUAUUCCUGGUUCCUCCAGAGGCAUAGUUGGAGAAAGAACCAUAUUAAAUGGUUUAAGAAUCCAAAAAAGGGCUGCUUUUGAGAUUAAGGAGGCCUUCAAGUGGUAGCAUAAAGGCAGGCAAAUUGUGAAUGGGGACACCAAGCAAUCCCUUCUAGAAAGGAAGGGAAAGAAGGGUUUAAAGAUGCAAAGGAACUUCUAUUUGACAUUCACAUUUUGUGUGAAUCUCCAUUCCUGCCAUUCCUGCUCAAAUAGAUGCAAAUACCUUCACAAAUAGUUGGAAAAUCAAUUUUAGAAAUUCUGACCAUAAUUUGAAAAUUUCCUCAAUAUUUAGUCACUAGUUUUUAGGGGUUUUUUUUCUAGCAAUGUGUUACAAAUAUUGAAAUCAAUGAGUUGGCUUAGAUCUGACAUCUCUCCCAGUCUGAUUCCAGAAAAUGGUUCAUUCCUGCAGUUUUGAUAACACAUUUCUCUGUAAGAUUAUAAAAAUUCUAACAAUGAAACUAAUACAGAGUCCCUGUCUUUUGGAAAAUAAAACUGUCUCAAAACAC
This is a messenger RNA of Prionailurus viverrinus (fishing cat), 5081 nucleotides long. RefSeq names its product proline rich nuclear receptor coactivator 1 (gene PNRC1). Gene Ontology annotation, cellular component: P-body; nucleus. The coding region runs from base 163 to 1146 and encodes 327 amino acids. The transcript has 2 exons. The record is from RefSeq and is a predicted model, not a curated record. Lineage: Eukaryota; Metazoa; Chordata; Mammalia; Carnivora; Felidae. Gene Ontology annotation, biological process: nuclear-transcribed mRNA catabolic process, nonsense-mediated decay.